Trichomonas vaginalis G3 is the source of this 280-nucleotide messenger RNA. RefSeq lists its product as uncharacterized. The annotation marks the transcript as partial. Lineage: Eukaryota; Parabasalia; Trichomonadida; Trichomonadidae. The transcript has a single exon. The record is from RefSeq and is a predicted model, not a curated record.
AUGUCUAGCGAUUUCGCUAUCUAUAUUCGAGACAAACUUUUUGACAGCAAAACAUCUGUCGACCAUAAAAUCUUACAUAGUGUAAACAAGAAAGGUGAAUUUGUUCUAAAGUUCUGUUUCUGGGAAUAUGACAAGAACCAUAAAACAUUAAGCAGAGCAGUCUUAAAAUUUGUCAAUGACAGACUUGUUGACAGAGAUGACGCCGAUUGGAAAGAUGAAGUCCAACAAAAGUUCUUAGAAUGCAAAGAAGACACAUGCGCUGUUCUUGAAGAUGAAAUAG